UGAUUACGCUGCGUUGAAAUCCAAACAUAAAUUCGUGAGAGAAGAGGAUGAUGAUGAAGAUGAUGAUGAUUCUUGGGCUAACAAAUUGGCUAAGGAAUACUAUGAUAAGCUGUAUCAUGAAUAUGUUAUUUGUGAUUUGAAAGGAUAUAAAAAAGAUCGAAUUGGAUUUCGGUGGCAAACGCAACAGGAGAUGAUGCAGGGUAAAGGGCAGAUGAG
This is a messenger RNA of Perkinsus marinus ATCC 50983, 216 nucleotides long. RefSeq lists its product as hypothetical. The transcript is spliced from 2 exons. The annotation marks the transcript as partial. The record is from RefSeq and is a predicted model, not a curated record. NCBI's taxonomy places the organism in Eukaryota, Perkinsozoa, Perkinsida, Perkinsidae.